AUGCCAUAUCCAUGUUGGACAUGUCGCAACCGCCGCAUUCAAUGCGACCAGUCUGGAACACCAUGCACCAAGUGCGAAAGAGCCGACCUGGAGUGCUUCGAUAAGAGACCUCUGAGGUGGGUCAAGGGUGUUGCGAUUCGCGGAAAGAUGCAAGGCCAUUCGUACGAGAGUAUAUCAGAUGGAUCAGAUGGAUCUCCUGUGCAAACUCCUAGAACUAUCGAUUCCGCGCUAUCGACACCAAAUACAUCGCCCCGCCCGCUGGUCCAAGGUAGUAUGCUGCCGGCUGCCUUGCAAGAUCCGCAUAUGUCAAGCCUGGAUCAAACUUCGAAAUAUUAUAUAGACUACUAUAACAGACACAUAUGCAAAUUGUUCAUUGUAUACGACAGCGCCAGGAAUCCAUUCCGGAGCUUGCUCUCCUUUGGAUUGAACGACCCGGUCUUACAGAAGGGCAUACUUGCUCUCGCGGCGCGGCACCAUGCUAAUACAGGCCAGUCGUUCCAUCAAGAUCAACCUCCUACAUCUCCUGGCCUCGUUAAUGCCAAUCGCGAUGCGCUACUUUUCAAACACCAAGCCAUGGAAGCUCUCUCUCAGGUACUUGGUGACGGAACAAUAGGAAAAGGCGACACAACCGUCGCUAGCAUAUUUCUUUUUAUUUUUCUGGAUCUCCUCGAAUCUGGGAGUGAAGGUUGGAAUUUCCAUCUUGAGGGUGCUAAGAGUUUGAUUACAUCCUACCAGCCGCUACUGGAGUGGCAAGCUGGAGUCAAUGAUGGACCUGGACAGACGGUACAGGAGAUCCGGGGGUUUAUCUCCAAUCAGAUUCAUUUAAUCGAGACGCUCGGGGCAACAUUUUUACGACCAAAACUACUGUCAGAAUUCAUAUUUAACGGCCAAGCAGAAAGGCAAUCCCAGGAAAAAAUCGAGCAAUCUUUCCUUGGAUGUCCAGAGUUCCUGUUGUCGGCGAUACAAUAUCUCUCCAAGGAAAGGGACGCCAUCGCAGAACAGCUGCCGGACGGUGCCGCUCUCCAAACACAUAUCCAAGACACCACCGCGAUGCUGGAGCUCAUCCAAAACUUUGACAGUUACGCCUGGGCUUCGAGUCUGCGACAGUCUGCCCCAGAAAGAAUCAAUUAUCUCUGCACAUUAUCGCAGGCUUUCAAAACCGGGGCUUUGAUAUAUGGGAGACGCAUUCUGGAUGUACUGACGGAAACAAUCACAGUGCAGGACGAUUUAGUCUUUGAGCUGUUGGGUCUGAUUGAUAUUUUGAAAGAUGACGAGGCGCUUUUCAAAUGUAUUCUGUGGGCUAUCUUCGUGGCGGGCUUGGAAUGUCGGUCUCGCGCCCAGAAAGACUUCCUGGUUGAAUCGUUAGAGAAGUUUUGGACUGCUACGAGAUGUUUGAAUGUUGUCAAUGCAGCAAAGAUUAUGAAAGAUUAUUGGGACCAGGAAGAAGGCUUGGAGAUAUCGUCGCGGUGGAUAUUUGAUAUUGGUCUACAGCCCCUCUGGGAUAUCUUAUUCCGAGGAGCCACGCAGUCUGCACGACAAAAACCAUCGACAACACCAAUUCCUCUUCCAAAUAACCCAAGUCACCCUCCAAUCCGCAUAAUAUGCAUAUCAGACACGCACAAUGCAACCCCUCCUCUGCCACCCGGAGAUAUACUAGUCCACGCGGGUGACUUAACGGCCCAUGGCACAUUUGACGAGGUGCAAACACAGCUCCACUGGCUGUCUUCUCAGCCACACACCCAUAAGAUUGUCAUCGCGGGAAACCAUGAUCUUAUCCUCGAUGAAGCAAGCGAGAUGAAGUUUCUUUCGCGCGAGGGAAUUAGUGCUGUGAAGCGAAAGGAAUUGGAUUGGACGGGGAUUCAUUAUUUGCAAGAAGAAGCAGUGACGCUGGAAAUACCAGUGCCCGCUGCCGGGGAGCAGCAAGUGCGCCGGGUGAAAAUUUAUGGAUCUCCAAUGACGCCGGAGUUUGGCCUUUGGGCCUUUCAGUAUCCUUCAAUCCGUGACGUGCGGACCGGGCAGAUCCCCGAUAAUACUGAUAUUCUGGUGGUGCAUGGCCCUCCAGCUCUAUAUGGUGACUGCGAUAGCGAAAAGGGACCGGAUGGAAAGAUCAAGGUUAAAGGGGAUGGGUAUCUAUUGCGUGAGAUACAAAGAGUAAAGCCCAAGAUGGUUGUCUGUGGACAUAUCCAUGGGGCAUUCGGUGUUGCUGUCAUCCAGCACGAUGGAAUCAAGGACGUUGUAAAUGGGCUAGAGAUGCGAUGGGAAAGUUACGAUAUAGUUCGGGCUCUCAAACAGACCAUAUGGAGCAAGAUCACUAUAGGGAGAAACACUGAGCCACCGCAAGAAACACUCGUCGCCAAUGCCGCCGUUGCACCAAGUGUGUUGAGAAGCGAGGACAAAAGUGCAAUUGCUAUCGAUUUUCACUAA
Messenger RNA from Penicillium roqueforti, 2424 nucleotides. RefSeq names its product transcriptional regulator family TF. Gene Ontology annotation, biological process: regulation of DNA-templated transcription. The transcript has 4 exons. NCBI's taxonomy places the organism in Eukaryota, Fungi, Ascomycota, Eurotiomycetes, Eurotiales, Aspergillaceae. The record is from RefSeq and is a predicted model, not a curated record. Gene Ontology annotation, molecular function: zinc ion binding; hydrolase activity; DNA-binding transcription factor activity, RNA polymerase II-specific. Bases 1 to 2424 code for a protein of 807 amino acids.